This is a messenger RNA of Sceloporus undulatus (fence lizard), 2800 nucleotides long. It is a transcript of the gene NEK4, whose product is annotated as NIMA related kinase 4. Gene Ontology annotation, biological process: protein phosphorylation. Lineage: Eukaryota; Metazoa; Chordata; Lepidosauria; Squamata; Phrynosomatidae. The record is from RefSeq and is a predicted model, not a curated record. Gene Ontology annotation, molecular function: ATP binding; protein kinase activity. Bases 235 to 2610 code for a protein of 791 amino acids. The transcript is spliced from 16 exons.
AAAUUGCCCUCAUCCAAGAUGGCGGCCGAAGCGACCGUGAGAGGGAUCCUAGAGCGGAGGCCUUGUUUAUCCCCGCUCCUGCAGGCGGUGCUCUCCGUCUAGAGGCCUCCUCCUCCUCCUCCUCAGUCUCUAUGGCACCGGCCCUUGCGGCGCCCUUGCGGUGGGCCCGAGGGGGCCAAGGGAACCCGGGCGAAGGCUCCCCGGGGGCGGCGUGAGGCGGAGGCGGAGGAGGCCAUGCCUCUGGGGGAGUACGCCUUCGUCAGGGCGGUGGGGAAGGGCAGCUACGGGGAGGUCAGCCUCGCCAAGCACCACAGGGACAGCAAACAGUAUGUUAUCAAAAGGCUGAACCUUAAACAUGCGUCGCGCCGUGAGAGGAAAGCAGCAGAACAAGAAGCCCAGUUGCUGUCUCAGCUGAAGCAUCCUAAUAUAGUCACUUACAGAGAGUCCUGGGAAGGAGAAGAUGGUUUCCUAUACAUUGUCAUGGGCUUCUGUGAAGGAGGAGACAUGUAUCACAAGCUGAAAGAACAGAAGGGACAACUUUUGCCAGAAAGUCAGGUGGUGGAAUGGUUUGUUCAAAUCGCUAUGGCAUUGCAGUAUUUGCAUGAAAAACAUAUUCUGCACAGAGAUCUCAAAACCCAGAAUGUUUUCCUGACACGUUCAAAUAUCAUCAAAGUGGGAGAUCUGGGAAUAGCUAGAGUACUGGAAAAUCAGUAUGACAUGGCUAGUACUCUGAUUGGCACUCCAUACUAUAUGAGCCCUGAGUUGUUUUCUAACAAGCCUUACAAUUAUAAGUCUGAUGUUUGGGCUUUGGGUUGCUGUGCCUAUGAAAUGGCCACUUUGAAGCAUGCUUUCAAUGCUAAAGACAUGAAUUCCUUAGUUUAUCGAAUCAUUGAAGGAAAGCUGCCCCCAAUGCCAAAAGAUUACAGCAUUCAGUUGAAAGAGCUGAUAAGAACUAUGCUUAGUAAAAAGCCAGAGGAGAGACCCAGUGUGAGAAGCAUACUGAGACAACCGUACAUCAAGCACCAAAUUUCUCUGUUUUUGGAAGCUACAAAGGCGAAAACAUCAAAAAAUCAUAAGAAAAUUUCUCAACACAAUCCCAAUAAUUCCUCAGCGAAGGAUGAAGUGCAAAAUGGAAAUAUAAUAGCUGAGAAGUUUCCCAGUGAACAUUCCCUGAAAGCUAAAGAGAAUGAAGAGAGGCGUUUAAUCAGUAAUAAAACCUUUGAAGUUUCUUCCUCAGAAAAACUGGCCCCUGAGCCCGAAAAAAGUGCAAACAAGAAUGGUUUGAACAGUACAGAUAUAUCUAUGGCAACCAUGAGCAAAGUGGACAUAGUUAUAAUUCCAGUGGAAAAGAAGAACUGUAGAAUUGAACAUUUAGUAGACGAUAAAAAAGUCAACCAUUUAUAUCCUUCCACUAAAGCAAAGUCUGAAACCGCAAUAACUGGUCUAUACCCUACUGAAGAAUUACUGCAGAAAGUCAGAAAGCCAUGCCUGGAAAUGGACAAUGUAGAUAGUAAAGAGACGGUUGGUGCCACAAAUGAUAAUGACGACACCAUGAAACUUCUGCAGCUUGUUUCUCAAGCGGGAAACGUAAAUGAUAGAAGUCUGGAUUCUACUGAGAAACUACUAAUACCAUUUGUUCCUGUAGAAAAUAUGGAUGAAGGUCCCGGUGAAAAUCCAGACAAAGAUAAAGAUAAAAUUCAGAAUGAAAGCACUUACUUUCAACCUCAAGGAUCAGUUCAUGAACCUUCUCUAUCCCGGCAACGAUGGCAGAAAAAAAGAGACCAGUUACAGGCGUGUUCAGAGAAUGUUUCUCGAAGGCUGCCUUCUCCUCCCAGUGUGAAUACAAAGACAAAAGAAGACAACAUAGACAAACAGAAUGCUCCAGGUCCAAGGGUGCUAAGCAGAUCUAGAAGCAUUGAUGAAGCAGUUUUUAAGGCUCGGCCAUUAUCAGCACGAGAGAGGAGGAGACUAAAGCAAUCCCAAGAAGACAAACUUCUUUCUGGGCUUGCUAUCAGACGAGCAUCUCACUGUAUAUCCACAGAAACAAAAUUUUCACAGGAAGAUUAUCAUGAUCAAAUUGCUCUGUUUCCUUCAGAAUCCAAGAAAAAGAACUUGCCUAACUGUUCUAUGGAGGAUGAACUAAGCUCUUCCACCAGCUCUACUGAGAGAUCUGAUGGAGAUUGUAAAGAAGGGAAAACAAAUGAGAUGAAUGACUUGGUACAGGUGAUGACACGAACACUGAAAAUGGACAAUAAAGAAAAUUGUUCACAAUCUGCAAUACCCGAAUCUCAAUUUAGAGUUAAUAGGAAGUACAGGGACACCUUGAUUUUACAUGGGAAAGCAUCAGAACCAGAUGAAUUUCCAUUUCAAGAACUUCCCACAGAUGUUCUGUCUGGACCUGAAAAGAUUAAGAGAUUGGUUGAAAUUCUAAGAGCAGAUGUAGUUCAGGGACUUGGAGUGGCAUUGCUAGAGAAGGUGUAUGAUGUCCUGGAGGAAGAUGAUGAACAUAAGAGAGAGCUGUAUCUGCGGGAGCUCAUGGGAGAAAAGUACACAUCUUACAGCAUGAAGGCCCGUCAUUUAAAGUUCUUAGAAGAUAAUGUGAAGCUUUAACAAAUAUCUCAUUUGAGUCACUCCUUAAAAGAACAAAACUUUAUUCCAUUGUUUAUAGCGGACUGGACUAUACACAUUAAUCUGCAGAGUACAAUUUUUACUGUACAGUACUGUUUUUUUAAUUAAUUGUAGAGCUUGUUGGGUUUAUCAAUAGCAAUGUAUUUGACAAAGGUAAUAAAAGAUAUAGAUA